UUUUAUAUAUUUACACAAGUGUCUUGCUCUCUACGAAACUAUCUUAGCAGAAGAAUACUACUUUAAUCAAAGUUAAGAACACAAAUCCCAGCAAUACUCACAAAACCUUAACCAAAGAGAAAAGGAAGAACAACAAUCUAAGAAUGAGUAACAUCGGAACAGGCUACGAUCUUUCCGUCACUACUUUCUCGCCAGAUGGUCGAGUUUUCCAGAUCGAGUAUGCUGCUAAAGCUGUCGACAAUAGCGGGACUGUUAUUGGUAUCAAAUGCAAGGAUGGAAUUGUUCUGGGUGUGGAGAAGCUUAUACAAUCGAAAAUGAUGUUACCGGGCUCAAAUCGACGUGCUCACUCCGUUCAUCGUCACACUGGCAUGGCGGUUGCUGGAUUAGCAGCUGAUGGAAGGCAAAUUGUUGCUCGUGCUAAAUCAGAAGCUACAAAUUAUGAGAGUGUCUAUGGUGAAGCUAUUCCAGUGAAGGAGCUUGCUGAUCGUGUUGCUAGCUACGUGCAUCUCUGCACGUUGUACUGGUGGCUCAGACCUUUUGGAUGUGGAGUCAUUCUUGGAGGUUAUGAUAGAGAUGGACCACAAUUAUAUAUGGUUGAACCUUCAGGAAUUUCAUAUAGAUAUUUUGGCGCUGCAAUUGGAAAGGGAAAGCAGGCUGCUAAGACGGAAAUUGAGAAGUUGAAGCUUUCAGAAAUGUCUUGUAGAGAAGGGGUCAUUGAAGUAGCAAAGAUCAUAUACAAAGUUCAUGACGAAGCCAAAGACAAAGCUUUUGAAUUGGAGAUGAGUUGGGUUUGUGACGAAUCAAAACGUGAACAUCAAAAGGUUCCUGAUGAUCUUUUAGAAGAAGCCAAAGCUGCUGCAACUGCUGCGCUUGAUGAAAUGGACGCUGACUGAUGUGUGGAUGAUGGAGCUACUAAUAGAAAGCCCAUGAUCCAUUUCGACUGUUCGAUGGCUGGGUAUCGACACUUGGUCCUUAGCAGUGCUGAUAAAAUUUGGGAUUUCUAUCAAGUACUUUUUAUUUUUUAGAUACUGUCUUUUUAUAACUGUCAAUUUUCACCCUGGAGUAAUGGAGUUAUAGUAAGCUGAGUAGGAGGAACAUAAUUUUCUUGUAUUGGAAAAAUUGGAAAAUGACUUUACAUGGUGAUAUUGACAGUGACAGUUGAUGACUAAUGAAUUUGUGCUAUAAAUUUCUUUCUUUGCGAAA
Molecule: messenger RNA, 1203 nt
Organism: Amaranthus tricolor (Joseph's coat)
Lineage: Eukaryota; Viridiplantae; Streptophyta; Magnoliopsida; Caryophyllales; Amaranthaceae
Product: proteasome subunit alpha type-3
Exons: 10
Coding region: 144-893 (249 amino acids)
Biological process (GO): ubiquitin-dependent protein catabolic process
Cellular component (GO): nucleus; proteasome core complex; proteasome core complex, alpha-subunit complex
Source: RefSeq, a predicted model, not a curated record